AUGGCGGACAUAAGUAAAGAUGAGCUACGCAAAGAAAUCACCGCUAUUCUUAAGGAUGCUGAUUUAACAGCCAUGUCUGCUAAGAAAGUGCGGCAACAAAUUGAAGAAAAAUUAGACAUUGACUUAUCUGAAAGGAAAAAGGAAGUUGACGAUUUGGUGAUGGAGCAUCUCCAAGAAAAACAAGACGGUGGCAAGAAGAAGAAGAAGGCAGCCAGCGAAGAGUCUGAGGGAGAGGAGGAGGAAGAAGAAGAAGAAGAGGAAGCCUCUGAAGAAGAGGAGGAAGAAAAAGAAAAGAAACCUGCUAAACGUGGUCCUCCCAAGAAGACUGCCACUAAACGCAAAGGAUCUUCUGAUGACGAAGAAAGUGGAAGCGAUGAUGACGCUAGUGACGAAGAAUACAGUCCUAAGAAAGUUGCUGCCAAAACAGCAAAGAAAGGAAAACCAGCAGCGAAGAAAGGAAAGAAGAAGGGUAGCGACAGUGACAGCGACGAAGACUGGGGUAAACAAAAAAAACCAGCCGCUGGUGCCAAAAAAGGAGGUGUUGGUAAAGGAAAAGGUUACACGAGAGCUAUUACUUUAUCUUCAGAAUUAGCGACUGUUGUUAAUGCUGAAAAAAUGGCACGCCAUGAAGUUGUUAAGAAAAUCUGGAGCAUCAUCAAAGAAAGAAAUCUUUAUGAUCAGAAGAAUAAGCAAUUUGCCAUUUGUGAUGACGAACUCUUCAAAGUAUUUGGUGUAAAACGUUUCAGAACCUUUGGUAUGAUGAAGUACCUUAAAAAUCAUUUCCUAGACUAA
Molecule: messenger RNA, 792 nt
Organism: Cotesia congregata
Lineage: Eukaryota; Metazoa; Arthropoda; Insecta; Hymenoptera; Braconidae
Source: the annotation of a GenBank genome assembly